Lytechinus variegatus (green sea urchin) is the source of this 3368-nucleotide messenger RNA. RefSeq names its product slit homolog 1 protein-like. The coding region runs from base 567 to 3329 and encodes 920 amino acids. Gene Ontology annotation, biological process: signal transduction. The record is from RefSeq and is a predicted model, not a curated record. Gene Ontology annotation, molecular function: protein binding. Lineage: Eukaryota; Metazoa; Echinodermata; Echinoidea; Temnopleuroida; Toxopneustidae. The transcript has 2 exons.
AAAUAAUCAUCUCCGAUUUUGAUUGAAGCAUCUGUAAACAUACACAGAGGGGAAUAUGACAGAUAUCAACCAGUCGGUGCUCGGCAUAUCGGAGUGAUGAUCCCACAAUUAUUGUACUCGAAUGUGAUACUUGUAAUAUUGUUCACGAGCAUACUUGAAUCCACCAAGCACAUAUAGGCACAGUGUCAGCCGAAUGUGAACCAUUCGCACUUUGUCCAUAGCAUCGAUAACUGCAAUUUUGUUUGAAGCUGGUCAGUCCUGAACCCCAUUCUUUGGACCUAUCUGUCUUACGUUUGGGAUGUCAUCAGUGUCGACACUAUCGUCAUCAUCUCGAAGACGUCGAUGACCUGUUCUUUUACGAAAUUCGUCAUUCCGUUGUUGAUUUUAUUCUUACUGUAAGAAGGUUGGCUGUAUGAGCAACAAGGACGACAAGAACCCGAAUUGUUAAGCAACAAGGAGUCAGGAUCAGCAACCAAAUCACAAGUGAACAGCUAACGAGAUUCACCGCUUACUGAAAGCAAGUUGAAAUCACCAUCCUGUAAAGAUUGAAUAAGACAGAUAACAAAAUGUGUAACAUAUGCUUCUUAUGGGUAGUAAUUGUGGUGGUACCAACAUUGGUCUGUGGCAAUAGUCGUCAACCAAAUUUAACAGGAAUACCGUGCAGUUACGAGCGAUCUGACGAGGGUUUGAGGAUCAAAUGCUCCCAUCGAUCUCUAACAGCAGUACCAGGUAACUUGACCAAAGACGCCACUAUUUUCGAGUUGAAUGACAACCUCCUGUCCAAGCUGAGUAACAGAUCAUUCAGCGGUCUUCCAAACCUAGUUUCCUUGAAUCUCCAGUCCAAUAUAGUGGGUGACAACAUGGAGAAAGGGGUGUUUUGUUCGCUACCUAAGUUGAAUGCCAUAAACCUUGCCAACAAUGGUAUCACGUCUGUACCCUCCGGUCUCUUCUCGAAGAAUAGGAGGCUACAGAAAGUCGAUUUGGCGAAUAACAAACUAAAAUCUUUUCCAAUCGAUGUCUUGGAGUCUCUGGACACGUUACAAUUUGUAGAUGUGACAGACAACCUCAUCACGAAUCUGCACUUUCAAGGCUUAAAGACCAAAAAUGUUUCGCUAAUUUUCAAUGCAAACAGACUCUCAGUGCUUCACGAAGAUGAUUUUCUGCCUCUUAAUGAUACUCGUAUUGAAUUUCUUUCAUUCGCUGCUAAUAAUCUUUCAUCUCUACAAUCAAAGAUAUUUAGCCACCUUUCUGGUGUCCGAAAGCUGGCUUUAACUGCCAACCAUUUCCGAAACUUCAGUUUACUUCCUUUCAUCGGAAUGACAUCUUUGUGGAAACUUACCAUGGAGAAUAAUGGCAUUUCAACAAUACUACCCUUAGCUUCAUCCUUUAAUGAAUCACAUCUAUUGCCUCCAGUGAAAGUUCUUUACCUAGAAGGCAACAACAUGUAUACAAUGCCUUCAGGUGCCUUCCGGGGAUUGAACAAACUAACAGAACUACGUCUACAACAAAGUCGUAUAAAAAAACUCCAAAACGACACCUUUGAAGGCCUGGAUUCUUUAGAAAUUUUGGACCUUACUGGUAAUCCGAUUUCAUAUGUGGCAAGUGAUAUGUUCACUUCAUUUUGUCCAAAGCUUCGCUCUUUGAUCCUGCCCACCAAUCACCUGUCUCAACUCAACCCGACACAGUUUGCCGGGAUUGAGACGCUAGGUAGACUGAACGUAGCGAGGGGUUGGAUUCGGUAUAUAGUAAUAAGACCAACCGGCUGGAGUCUGCCAGCCCUGCAGUCAUUGGACAUUUCCAACAACAGGAUAUCUAGGCUUAACAAGCACUCCUUCUACGGUAUGACAAACCUAACUGUUCUCAACAUUUCGAAAAACCCUAUUAACAUUCUAGAGAACUCGAUCUUUGCCAGCAACGAUAAACUCCAAAUCUUACGCUUGGAAUAUCUCAAGGGCUUUGGCUCAGUGUGGACCCCUUUUACAAAUCUCCAAAACUUAAAUUCCUUGCACUUAUCUCAUACUCCAAUAACACAACUAACAUACAAGGUAUUCACGGGCAUAUCCAACCUUCAUACUUUAAAGAUGGAUGAUUGUGCUUUAUCCUUUGUCAGCUUCUGGGACCCCAAAAUGAAUGUUUCAGUCUUAUCGAACCUUUCCACAUUGAAGGAACUUUCCCUCAAAGACAACAACCUGAAUGAUUUAUUACCAGGAACAUUCCGUGGACUUCAAAACCUAGAGGGCUUAGAAAUGCAACGUAGCAAUAUAAAAAGCCUCCAUGAGGGCAUCUUCAUGAAUCUUACAACCUUGGUGGACCUAAAAUUGGACAGGAACUCGAUCAAGGAAUUGACAUCCCAACACUUCAAAGAACUUACUUCAUUGAAAAUUAUAUCUAUCAAAGGAAAUGAAAUCAAGGAGAUACCUGUAGAUUUAUUCAGUGGAAACCCAAAUCUAAACCAAUUGACUAUCUCACACAACCAUUUGACAACGAUUAAAGAAGGUACAUUCCUUCCGAAGAUAGCUCUCGACGUGUCUUACAAUCCAUUCGGUUGUUUCUGUGAUUUGAAGUGGUUUGUUGAUUGGAUAAACAUGAAGACAGUUGAUACUCUCAACCCAGAUCAGACCAACUGCUCCCAGGCUUCACUGGCCAAAUUCAAGAAUAAACCCAUCCUAAAGUUUGACCCAAGCAGAGUCUGUGGACCGAAAGUAGUUGUUUAUAUCAUCUCAACUUUCGUUAUUGUUACCUGUACUGUUAUGAUAAUCGUUGCAUACCAGCGACGAUGGUUGAUCAACUACAAAUGUUUCCACUUCAAGUUAUUAUUCAUUGGCAAGACUGGUGACCGCGACGGACGCAACAGGCUCGAUUACGAGAACGACGUCAAUCUCGUGUUCGACGAUGACGAUGAGAAAUGGGUCAGGGAAGUAUUGAAGCCAGGAAUUGAAGAGAGGCUGCUUAAUUUCGACAGGAUUGUUUGCGGGGAUGACGAUCUACCGCUUGGCAUGUUCUACAUCGAUGCCAUAACUGAAGUCAUUGAAAAUAGUUUUAAAACCAUCCUCAUCGUGAGUAAUCGCGCGGUGGACAAUCACGAUUUCAUCAGCAAGCUUCGCCUCGCCGUCGAUCACAUGAACGAGGUCCAGUUGGAAAAGACUAUUCUCGUAUUCAAGGAGGAUAUACCUGAUGGUCAUUUGCCAUAUCUAGUCCGUCUAUUCCUGAGCAAGAAUAAACCCCACUUACGAUGGUCAGAAGAUGAAUACGGACAGAGACUCAUGUGGGAGAAACUUGUCCAAGAACUGGAAUGGAACAAGAAGAUGAAUGAUGUAUUGCCGAUAUAGAAAUAGAUAUAAAUUCUUUAAAUUUGAUCAUAAUUGCGC